Messenger RNA from Miniopterus natalensis, 1844 nucleotides. Lineage: Eukaryota; Metazoa; Chordata; Mammalia; Chiroptera; Miniopteridae. The record is from RefSeq and is a predicted model, not a curated record.
GGCUCAGGAGAUUUGGCUGCUUUCUUCUGUACAGCGCUGUGAAAAAGGUAGCUAUAGACUCCAGGGGGAAUGAAUCCCAUUCCCUUCCUAAGAGCAGCUCUUGGAGAGCAGCCAUGAAACCUGGAUGAUGGGCCCCUCUCAGGGGUGAAGGGCACACACCUCGCUCCGUGGAUGGUCUUGCCCAGGGGCCCCCGUCUUCAGGGUUUUGCUGAGUCCUGUUCGUGUGGACAUGUGUGCUUCCUCUUGAGAGGCAGCUCCAUGAGGCCGCCCGCAGGAACAACAUCGUGAGGAUGAAGGAGCUGAUCAGGAGAAGAGUCGACGUCAGGGCCAGAAACCACGUGGACAGGGUGGCUCUGCACUGGGCUGCAGGUGCAGGGCAUGAGCAAGCCGUGCGGCUGCUCCUGGAGCAUGAGGCUGCUGUGGAUGAUGAGGACGCGUUUGGGAUGAAUGCGCUUCUCCUGUCUGCCUGGUUCGGCCACUUACGGAUUCUUCAGAUCCUGGUUAACUCCGGGGCCAAGAUCCACUGUGAGAACAAGGACGGCCUAACCUUACUGCACUGCGCAGCCCAGAAAGGCCAUGUGCCGGUGCUGGUGUUCAUAAUGGAAGACCUGGAGGAUGUGGCCCUGGACCAUGCUGAUAAGCUGGGAAGGACAGCGUUUCACCGGGCUGCUGAGCAUGGGCAGCUGGAUGCUCUGGACUUCCUUGUGGGCUCUGGCUGUGACCACAGUGUCAAAGACAAGGAGGGGAACACAGCUCUUCACCUGGCUGCUGGCAGGGGCCACCUGGCUGUGUUGCAGCAACUCGUGGACAUCGGGCUGGACUUGGAGGAGAGGAAUGUGGAAGGUCUGACUGCCCUCCACGCGGCUGCUGAAGGGAUCCACCCCGACUGUGUGCAGCUCCUCCUGGCGGCUGGGAGCAGCGUGAACGCCCUCACCCAGAAAGAGCAGAGCUGCCUCCAUUAUGCAGCCCUCGGAGGCUCUGAGGACGUGGCCCGGGCCCUCAUCCACUCAGGGGGCUGCACCAACGUGGCUGAUUAUCAGGGAGCCUCUCCAAUGCACCUCGCUGUGAGGCACAACUUCCCCGCCCUGGUUCAGCUCCUCAUUGACGCUGGCAGUGACCUGGAUGCCACGGACAAAAGGCAGCAGACGCCCCUCCACCUUGCUGCGGAGCACGCUUGGCAGGACAUAGCAGAGAUGCUCCUGGUUGCAGGGGUUAACUUAAACCUGAGAGAUAAGCAGGGGAAAACUGCCCUGGCCGUGGCCGCCCGCAGCAACCACGUCGGCCUGGUGGACAUGAUCAUAAAAGCCGACCGCUUCUACAGAUGGGAGAAGGACCACCUCUCACUCAGGGACCCCAGUGAUCCCUCUGGGAAGAGUUUGACCUUCAAGCAAGACCAUCAGCAGGAAACGCAGCAGUUUCGCUCUGUGCUGUGGCGCCUGGCCUCCAGGUACCUGCGACCCAACGAGUGGAAGAAGCUUGCAUAUUGCUGGGAGUUCACUGAGGCCCACAUCCAUGCCAUCGAGCAACAGUGGACAGGCACCAAGAGCUACCAGGAGCAUGGCCACCGGAUGCUGCUCAUCUGGCUGCAUGGCGUGGCCACAGCGGGAGAGAACCCCAGCAAAGUGCUCUUCGAGGGCCUCGUAGCCAUUGGCAGGAGGGACCUGGCUGUUUGGAUAAAGCUGGAACAGCCUGCAGAGGCCUUUUUCACAAACAUAAGACAUAUGGGCCAGAACUGGCUUAAUAUGAGUGGAGCCAGUCAGAUCUCACAAUUUCCAAGGCCAUCACAACUUUUGAAUUCUAGCUAUUAAACAAAAAGAAUGAAAUAAAUGGAUUUUGUAAAUGGA